AUGGCUCGCUCACUCCUGGCUCUCGCCCUCCUUGGUGCCCCCCUUGGCUCUCUCGCCGUUACGCUCAGCGGAAACUAUACUCCAACGUUUAUCCAAUGUCCCACUGGAGAGACAUAUUUGCGCCCUGCAUCCGAGGGUCUCUCACCAGAUGAAUCCGCCUGGCUUGAAAAACGCAAGGAGUAUGUUGUCGAGGGACUCGCAUCCUACCUCACUACUGUCGGCAUCGAGGGCUUCGACGUAAAUGGGUACAUCUCCGCUCUCAACAGCUCGAAAGAUGCUAUUCCUUCGAUUGGCCUCACGCUUUCUGGUGGUGGCACACGAGCGGAGGCCUCGGGCUACGGUAUGCUCCGAACUUUCGAUGGCAGGAUCUCAGAUUCUGUAAGCUAUCGUACGGGUGGGCUUUUGCAGGCAGCCACAUACGUUUCUGGACUUAGCGGAGGUGCAACUGCCAUGGGAAUGGUAGCGAUGUCCGAUUACCUAGACAUGGACAGCGCCCUAGAGGCCGACCUCCUACUCAGCAACUAUUCGACCUCCGAUUUUGCAGUGAUCGCCAACAAAGCUGAACUGGGCUUUAACGUCACGAUUUCAGAUAUAUUUGCCAUCGCCACUGGGGCGAACUCCAUGCGAGUGCCGUCGAAUUCGUCCGUUGACGCGCUCUCUCGCCUAUGGAGCGAUAUCCCCUCUUUCGCCAACUUCUCCGAGGGCAAGAGCCCCAUGACGAUACUGAUGUACAACGAGGUCGUCCCUGCUGGCCUGCCCGGUUCCAACUCCUUUGAUGGGGCUUUGAUACCCGCGGACGAUGCGAAUACGACCGGUACCAUCUAUGAACUCACGCCCUUCGAAUUUGGCAGCUGGCAAGGACGUGCACAGGCCUUCGUCAAGGUUCCAUACAUUGGUACAAGCUUUAACAAUGGGCAGCCUCUCAAUUAUUGUGUCCAAGGUUACGACACAGCAGCCUUCUUGGUCGGCUCUGCUGACGCUGCUAUGAACAUUUGGUAUACUGAAGCCGAGUCGAACGGAACUGUCGGACAAUUUUCCAAACGGGACAAGAUGCCAUACCCGGAGAACGAGGAUGUAAUCGAGGAGGAGAGGGUGGAGGCGCAGGUCGGGGUGCGAGAGGCCUAUCUAACGGAAUAUAUGGAGCUUCUGGGGAACCAAACUCUCGAGGAGACAGUGUAUGGAUUGUGGCCCAAUCCAUUCACCGGUCUCAACGUUUCCGACGCCAACUUGCAAUCGCAAAAGCUCAUCUACCUUGUUGACGGAUCUGAGUACGGACAGGAAAACCCGAUCGUCCCGCUGAUCCAGGAAACUCGCUUCUCAGACUUCCUGGUCGUGAACGAUGCUAGCGGGACCGAACUGAGUAGCGGAUGGUUAAAUGGCACUAACUUCAUCAAUACCGCUAUCUGGGCGAAGGCACAGAACCUUUCCUUCCCCAAGCUUCCAAGCGUCAACACCAUGUUGAACCUCAACUAUACUCUGUACCCCACAUUCUAUGGUUGCUACGAAGAGGAUGUACCCAUCGUCUUGUAUGCGGCUGACGCUCCGUACACAGAGUACUCGAACAUUACCGCUCUUAGCGACCUGGACAGCACUCAGUACGGAAGGCUCUGGAACAACAGUCUUUCCCUAUACUCUCAGGCCGAUUCUCCCAAUGUCAACUCGACGACGGAUUGGCCUACCUGCAUUGCCUGCGCCGCAAUCCACCGAUCUUUGCAACGGCUGAACGCGACCAUCCCGGAUGUUUGUGGGACGUGCUUCGCUGAGCAUUGUUGGGCUGGGGAGGUUGACGAUAGCCAGCCGGGCUUCUUGGCUCCUACGCCUCUUCUCAAGCCAGGACUGACCUUUACGGAGUGGAACACAUCGUUCUACAGUAACAGUACGGCUUAGUGCGUUGUUUGGGAAAAGGGCGGUCACAAUUCUUAUUGCCUUUCUCAAUAUUUUCCUCUGUCUCCAAUUGUUUACCAUAUCAUCACCUAACUUCACCCCUCAUACUGAUGGACUUUCAUGCG
Molecule: messenger RNA, 2009 nt
Organism: Stereum hirsutum FP-91666 SS1
Lineage: Eukaryota; Fungi; Basidiomycota; Agaricomycetes; Russulales; Stereaceae
Product: FabD/lysophospholipase-like protein
Exons: 13
Coding region: 1-1887 (628 amino acids)
Biological process (GO): glycerophospholipid catabolic process
Cellular component (GO): cytosol
Molecular function (GO): A2-type glycerophospholipase activity
Source: RefSeq, a predicted model, not a curated record